This is a messenger RNA of Moneuplotes crassus, 1294 nucleotides long. The record is from the annotation of a GenBank genome assembly. NCBI's taxonomy places the organism in Eukaryota, Ciliophora, Spirotrichea, Euplotida, Euplotidae.
AAAUAAAUGGCCGACAACAAGCAGAAGGAAAUUGAGGACUUGAAGAAAAAGUUGACUCCCAUUCUCGAGAAGAUGAUAGGCCACUUAAUUGUGAUCAAGCCCGAAGACCCAGUCGCUUACAUGCUCCAUUUCCUUGAAAAGCAGAUCGGAAAGGGUUCCAAGAAACUCACUCCUGAUGAGAGAGUUGAGCUCGGCGAUUUAAGAGCGCUCCAAGAAUAUUUUUCAAAGAAACUCAAAUAAGCUCGAAGAGCGACAGAGAAUGGCAGAAGACUCCGAAGGAGAAGACUACGCCGAAGGCGAAGAAGAUGCCCAUAGUGAAGAUGGAAGUCGGCCUCCCACCCACAGCAACGACAGCUCCGAUGAUGAGUGUGAUGAGUUUGUGGGAGAUCUCCCAGCUCCGCUUAAAGCACCUCCAAAGUUCAGGAAGUCAGUCAGCGCAGAAGCUUAUGGGCUCUAUAACAAAAAGGGAUAUUUCAACGCCAGAACUAUUGACAAAGACAGUGGGACCAAAGCCAAAAUUAAAGAGAGACUUCUCCAGUCCUUCAUGUUCAGUGCUCUUGAAGAAAAUGACCUAGGCAUUGUAAUUGACUCAAUGGAAGAAAAAGUAUUCAACAGAAAUGACUCGGUCAUCGAGCAAAGCGCAGACGGAGACGAACUCUAUGUUGUCGGGGAAGGUAGACUUCACUGAUAUCGAACCGAAAAAGGAGAAACAAACCUCAUUAAAACUUACGGACCCGGAGACUACUUCGGUGAGCUUGCACUGCUUUACAACGCUCCAAGAGCAGCCACAAUCAAAGCUUGCAGAAACAAUGUUGUGCUUUACUCUCUCGACAGGCUGACAUUCAACCACAUUGUCAAAGACGCAGCCAUGAAGCGGAGAGAAAGGUACGAAGAAAUCUUAAGGAAAGUCAAAGUAUUGGACAGUCUUGACAGUGCUGAAAGACACAAACUCAUCGACUCUAUCUCAGAAGUCAAGUUUGGGUCUGGUGAAUACAUCAUCAAGCAAGGAGAACUUGGCAACAAAUUCUACUUUAUCAUGGAAGGAAAAGCUAGAGCCGAGAAGACUAUCAAAAAUGAAGAGCCCAUCAAAGUCAAAGACUAUGAGCCAGGAGACUAUUUUGGAGAAGUCUCUCUGCUCAAAGACCAGCCAAGAGCUGCAAGCAUCAUCGCAGAGACUGAUCUGAGUGCUCUGUAUCUUGACCGGCCGAUGUUCAACCGUAUUCUCGGACCACUCAAAGACAUCUUGAAGAGGAACAUGGAACUGUAUGUGCAUUUUGACACUAAAAAUGAAUAA